AUGUACGAAGAAACUAGCUACGAGUCCGAUUUGGCUCUUUUGGAUUCCAUUCGCCGCCACUUACUCGGGGACUCCGAGGAUCACAAAUUCGGAGACCCCAAUGUUGUUAUCUCCGGUAACACUCCACUUUACUCUCGGAGCUCCAGUUUCAGCAGGUUGUACCCGUGUUUGAGUAACGAUUGGGGAGAACUUCCUCUUAAGGAAGAUGAUUCGGAGGACAUGGUGCUCUACAGUGUUCUCCGCGAUGCCAUCGACUUAGGGUGGGUCCCAUCUCUCGACGCAGGAUCACCGGAAAGUUUCUCGUCGUGUUUCACCCCGGAAGUGACGGUGAAACCCGAACCGGAUGUAUUUCCGGCGCCGGAACCUGUUUUCACCCCUCCGGUGGUUCAGAAGGAUGCAGCGGCGGUUGUUCCGGCGAAGGGGAAGCACUACCGGGGCGUUCGGCAGCGGCCGUGGGGGAAAUUCGCGGCGGAAAUCCGCGACCCGGCUAAAAACGGAGCUCGGGUUUGGCUCGGAACGUUUGAGACGGCCGAGGACGCCGCGCUGGCAUACGAUCGAGCCGCGUAUCGAAUGCGCGGCUCGAGGGCUUUGUUGAAUUUCCCGCUUCGGAUUAAUUCGGGCGAGCCCGAACCGGUUCGGGUGACGUCGAAGCGGAGUUCGCCGGAGCCUUCAUCUUCGUCGGAGAGUGGAUCGGUGGCGAAGCGGCGGAAGAAAGCGGUGCGGUCGACGGUGACGGCUCCAAGUGGAUUGAGAACGGGGCAAGUGGGAAGUCAAGUGGCCGAGUGCACACGUGUGGAGCAGUUGUUGGUUAACUAA
Molecule: messenger RNA, 816 nt
Organism: Sphenostylis stenocarpa
Lineage: Eukaryota; Viridiplantae; Streptophyta; Magnoliopsida; Fabales; Fabaceae
Source: the annotation of a GenBank genome assembly